Molecule: messenger RNA, 4706 nt
Organism: Panicum virgatum (switchgrass)
Lineage: Eukaryota; Viridiplantae; Streptophyta; Magnoliopsida; Poales; Poaceae
Product: putative aldehyde oxidase-like protein
Exons: 10
Coding region: 104-4306 (1400 amino acids)
Molecular function (GO): 2 iron, 2 sulfur cluster binding; FAD binding; iron ion binding
Source: RefSeq, a predicted model, not a curated record
CCCCUUAGCAUUUUCCACCAGCAACUCACGUCUCCGCUGGUUGCAGCUGAGACCUCUCAGUCACAGAGCCAUCGAGCCAGCGCGGCCGCUGCAGCAGUGAGCCAUGGCGGCGGCGUUGCGAGUGGAGAGGCUAGUGCUCGCGCUGAACGGCCGGCGGUACGAGGCCGCCGCCGACGAGCUGGACCCGUCGACGACGCUGCUGGAGUUCAUCCGCACCCGGACGCCGUUCAGGGGCCCCAAGCUCGGCUGCGGCGAAGGUGGCUGUGGGGCUUGUGUAGUCCUUAUAGCAAAGUAUAACCCCGAGACAGAUGAGGUGACUGAAUUUUCAGCCAGUUCGUGCCUCACGCUCAUUUACAGUCUAAACUUUUGUUCUGUUAUCACCACUGAAGGUCUUGGGAAUACCCGAGAUGGAUUCCAUGCCAUUCAGAAAAGAAUGUCGGGGUUCCAUGCAUCCCAGUGUGGUUUCUGCACUCCAGGCAUGUGCAUGUCCAUUUUCUCUUCCCUUGUCGGUGCUGACAAUUCGAAGAGGCCUCAACCGCCAAAUGGGUUUUCAAAACUAAAAGUAUCAGAAGCAGAGAAGGCUUUCUCAGGCAACUUGUGUCGAUGCACAGGUUACCGACCAAUUGUUGAUGCCUGCAAAAGUUUUGCAUCAGAUGUUGACUUGGAAGAUUUGGGCCUUAAUAUAUUCUGGAAAAAAGGUGAUAAGAAACCAGAUGUUGGCAAGUUACCAAGCUACACUUUCGGUGGUGGAAUCUGCACUUUCCCAGACUUCCUAAAGUCUGAGAUCAAAACUCUACAACAUCAUGUUAACAGUACAACCUCCAAGGGGAGCCAGUAUCAUCCUACAUUGCAAAAUUACACUCUUUGCAGUGGAAUCUUCACUUUCCUGGAUUUUCUAAAGUCUAGCCUUAAAUACCAGCGAUAUCAUCUGAAUGAUGCUAGUAAUACAGUCUCCAAAGAUGGCUGGUAUCACCCUAGAAGUAUUAAACAGUAUUAUGAAUUAAUAAAUUCUACUCUAUUCAGUGAAUGUUCUGUCAAAGUGGUUGUUGGGAACACUAGUGCUGGUGUAUACAAGGAUUAUGACCUUUAUAAUAAGUAUAUUGACAUAGGAGGAAUUCCAGAACUUUCGUCUAUUGUGAGGAAAGCUGAGGGCAUUGAAAUUGGAGCAGCAAUAACAAUUUCUAGGAGCAUUGAAAUACUUGAGAAAGAAAGUAAUUCCAUGUCAUCUCCAAAUGGAAGUGUGGUUUUCAGAAAACUUGCUGACCACAUGAGCAAGGUGGCCUCACCAUUUGUCCGUAACAAAGCAAGUCUUGGAGGAAACAUAAUUUUAGCACAAAAAAAUCCAUUUCCCUCUGAUAUUGCAACCAUACUUCUUGGUGCUGGUUCAACUGUUUGCAUUCAGGUUGUUGGAGAACGGAAACAUAUUACUUUAGAGGAGUUCUUGGAGCAGCCUCCUCUUGAUCGUACCAGUUUACUCUUGAGCAUAUUUAUUCCACAUUGGAUUUUAGAUUCUCAGACAGAAACAAGUUUGGUCUUUCAAACUUAUCGAGCAGCAUCUCGUCCUCUUGGAAAUGCAAUUUCUUAUGUUAACUCUGCUUUCCUGGGACAUGUUAGUUUUGGUGAAUCAUCAGGCGAUCAUGUUUUAAGUAAUCUGCACUUGGCUUUCGGUGCAUAUGGAUCAGAACAUGCUAUUAGAGCAAGGAAAGUGGAGAAAUUCCUAACUGGUAAAUUACUCACUGCAUCCACUAUACAUGGAGCAAUUCAGUUACUUAAAGAAACGAUUGUACCAAUGAAGGGAACAUCACAUCCUGAAUAUAGAAUCAGUGUGGCUGUUGGAUUUCUCUUUAGUUUUCUUUCUGUACAUGUUAAAGGCAUUGCUGAUCCUGGAAAAACUUUUAGCACUACCUCUGAUGAUUCUGUGGAUGUAAUUGAUGUCUAUGACAGCCCAUUGUCUUCACAUCAGGAAACUAUUUCCGGUGAUGAAUAUAAACCCAUUGGCGAGCCAAUGAAGAAGUAUGGAGUUGAGCUUCAAGCUUCAGGUGAGGCUGUAUAUGUGGAUGACAUUCCAGCUCCAAAGAAUUGCCUCCAUGGAGAAUUUAUUUACAGCACACAACCUCUUGCUUUUGUCAAGAAUAUUACAUUCAAGUCUUCAUUAUCAUCACAGAAGAUCAUCACAGUUGUUUCUGCCAAGGAUAUUCCAAAGGAAGGACAAAAUAUUGGAUCGAUGUCCAUGUUUGGUGAUGAACCACUAUUUGGUGAUCCAGUUACUGAAUUUGCCGGACAGGCUCUUGGUGUUGUGAUUGCAGAAACACAGAGAUAUGCUGACAUGGCAGCAAAACAAGCUGUUGUAGAGUAUGAUAUUGGGUAUUUGAAGCCACCAAUCUUAACCAUGGAACAAGCAGUGCAAAACAAUAGCUACUUCAAUGUUCCUACUGUUUUUUAUCCCAAGCAAGUUGGUGAUGUUUCUAUGGGCAUGGCUGAAGCUGAUCACAAAAUACUGUCAACUGAAGUAAAACUUGCUUCUCAGUACUACUUUUACAUGGAAACACAAACAGCAUUGGCAAUUCCAGAUGAAGAUAACACCAUUGUUGUCUACAGUUCCUCACAAUACCCUGAGCUUGCUCAGACUGUCAUUGCUAAGUGCCUUGGUAUUCCACUUGGUAAUGUGCGUGUCAUUACAAGAAGGGUUGGAGGAGGCUUCGGUGGAAAGGGAUAUCGAUCAUUCCCUGUUGCAACAGCAGCGGCACUCUGUGCAUACAAGUUACGAUGUCCUGUGCAGAUGUAUCUCAAUCGUAAUACUGAUAUGAUCAUGGUUGGCAGCAGGCACCCCAUGAAGGCUCAUUACUCUGUUGGUUUCAAGUCUGAUGGAAAAAUUACAGCCUUACACCUAGAUCUACUAAUUGAUGCUGGGAUAUCUGAGGAUUUAAGCCCUAUAAUACCUAGUGGUGUUAUAUCAGCUCUGAAGAAGUACAACUGGGGUGCUCUCUCGUUUGACAUCAAGCUUUGCAAAACAAACAACACAUCCAAAUCAACAAUGCGAGCACCAGGAGAUACACAAGGUUCUUUAAUUGCUGAAGCUAUCAUUGAGCAUGUUGCUUCAGUGUUAUCACUUGAUGCUAACCAUGUCAGGGAAAUGAAUUUUCACACCUAUGAUAGUCUCUUAUUGUUCUACCCAGCUAGUGCAGGCGAAGAAUCAACAUACACAUUACAUUCUAUUUUCAAUAGACUAGCACUGACUUCAAGCUACCGGCAUCGAGCUGAUACUGUCAAGCAGUUCAACAUUUGCAAUAAGUGGCGGAAGAGGGGUAUCUCUUGUGUGCCCCUAAUUUUCAACGUAUCACCAAGGCCAGCACCUGGCCGAGUCUCUGUACUCGAGGAUGGUUCUAUUGUGGUUCAGGUCGGAGGAAUUGAAAUUGGACAAGGACUUUGGACGAAAGUACAGCAGAUGACAGCUUUCGCUCUGGGGCAGCUGUGGCCUGAGGGUUGUGAAGGCCUUCUGGAGAGAGUGCGCGUUCUUCAGGCUGAUACAUUGAAUUUAAUACAGAGUGGAGUUACCGGCGGUAGCAGUACUUCUGAAUCUAGUUGUGCCGCAACCCUUCAGGCCUGCAAGCUGCUGAUUAGCAGAUUAAAUCCUAUCAUGAAUAAGCUGCGACUGCAAUCAGCCACUGUCUCGUGGGAUAAUUUGAUUUCUCAAGCCUCUCAGGAAAAUGUGAAUUUGUCAGCAAGUGUGUACUGGGUACCUGAACAAGGGUCCAAUAGCUAUUUGAAUUAUGGGGCUGGAAUUAGUGAGGUUGAGAUUGAUCUUAUUACAGGAGCGAUUACAAUACUAAGGAGUGAUCUUGUAUAUGAUUGUGGCAUGAGUUUGAACCCUGCAGUCGACUUGGGCCAGAUUGAGGGUUCCUUUAUACAAGGAGUUGGUUUCUUCAUAUAUGAAGAACACGAGACUAACAGUGACGGCCUAGUGGUCAGCAGCAGCACAUGGGACUACAAAAUCCCAAGUGUCGACACUAUCCCAAAGCAGUUCAAUGUCGAGCUCCUCAACACUGGAUAUCACAAGAACCGUGUGCUUUCCUCAAAAGCUUCUGGUGAGCCUGCCGUGGUUCUUGCAUCAUCCGUUCAUUGUGCGCUCAGGGAAGCGAUCCGAGCAGCGAGGAAGGAUUUCUCAUACAACACUGAAUCUGGAACCUCCCCGCUGAUAUUCCAGCUCAAUGUCCCAGCACCAAUGACAGUAGUGAAGGAAUUAUGUGGUUUCGAUAUUGUCGAGAAGUAUCUAAAGAAUCUAUCAGCCCAUGAAACAGCAAGUUGAGCAUAAUGUUAGGCUAUCAACACCAAUAUUGAGAGAAGCAGCACCUUGAUAUUGCCUAACUGGUUAAUAAGGUCAGAAACAUGAAAUCAUUAUACUGCUUAUGGAUGUGCCUUUUAUGGUUCCCUGUAUGGAUUAUCUAGUGCAGAGAAAGACCUGCUGAUGCUGCUGCAACUGAACAAACAAGCACUUCCAUAUUUGGAAAUGGUGAAGAGCUGAUUGAUUGAAAAUUAUAUAUAGAUGCACUUGGGUUAGAGUUUGCCACGAAUUGUGUGGAAACAUGAGUCUUUUUAUAUAUAUGCACGCAAUAUGGGCAUCUUCUUUGCAAACAAAACUGUAAUUGACAAUCGAGAUUCAUGGCAACUACUAUUUGUGAUGAAUGAUGUGACCCACCAGUGUGUAA